AUGCGGCUGAACUUGCCCCGAGCCUGUCGGCCGCAAUACAUACGGUUACAGACUACUACACCUUCCAGUACGCGGCGGACCUACGCGUUCCAGGCCCCAGGCGGCGCCGUCUUCAAGGUCUUCAACAGCCGCUCAAAAUGGCAGCAGAAGGAGCGGGCAGCCGCCAAUCCAGAGCUCAGCCGCCAGGCCGACUAUCUCAAGGACGAAGUGGCCAUGCGCGUGUGUGAACGCUUACUGGAUAUCAAACGGCACUUCCCUCGCGUCCUCGACCUCGGCGCCAACUCGUGCAACAUCGCGCGCGCCCUAACGCGCGAGAACCCCGACCCGGACCCCGCCACGCCAACGUCCCCCCCACUCUCCAACAAAAUAAUCUCGCUCAUCGCCGCCGACUCCUCAGCCACGCUCCUCCACCGCGACGCCUCCCUCCCCUUCAACGACCAGCUCGACCUCACGCGGCAAGUCCUCGCCGACGACGAGACCCUCCCAUUUGCCCCCGCAUCCUUCGAUAUGGUCCUCAGCAGCCUGUCCCUGCACUGGAUCAACGACCUGCCCGGUGUGCUGGCGCAGAUCAACAACGUGCUCAAGCCGGACAGCCCCUUCAUCGGGGCGAUGCUGGGCGGGGACACGCUGUUCGAGCUGCGCACGUCACUGCAGCUGGCCGAGCAGGAGCGGCGCGGGGGUAUUUCGCCGCAUGUGUCACCGCUGGCGGACGUGCGGGAUGUGGGGGGGUUGUUGGGCCGCGCAGGGUUCCAGAUGCUGACGGUGGAUGUGGAAGAUGUGGUGGUGGAUUAUCCGGAUACCUUUGCGCUGAUGCAGGAUCUGCAGGCGAUGGGGGAGGGGAAUGCGGUGUUGGGGAGGGAGAUGGGUGCGAUUGGGCGGGAUGUGCUGCUGGCGAAUGAGGGGAUUUAUCGGGCGUUACAUGGGAAUGAGGAUGGGAGUCUGCCGGCGACGUUUAGGAUUAUUCACAUGAUUGGGUGGAAGGAGGGGGGUAAUCAACCCAAGCCAUUAAAGAGGGGGAGCGGGGAGGUGAGCCUAAAGGAUAUCUUGGAGGCGAAAUAG
Chaetomium globosum CBS 148.51 is the source of this 1059-nucleotide messenger RNA. RefSeq lists its product as uncharacterized. Gene Ontology annotation, molecular function: S-adenosylmethionine-dependent methyltransferase activity. Lineage: Eukaryota; Fungi; Ascomycota; Sordariomycetes; Sordariales; Chaetomiaceae. The transcript is spliced from 2 exons. The coding region runs from base 1 to 1059 and encodes 352 amino acids. Gene Ontology annotation, biological process: mitochondrial respiratory chain complex I assembly. Gene Ontology annotation, cellular component: mitochondrion. The record is from RefSeq and is a predicted model, not a curated record.